Messenger RNA from Myzus persicae (green peach aphid), 2868 nucleotides. Its product is annotated as zinc transporter ZIP1-like. Gene Ontology annotation, biological process: zinc ion transmembrane transport. The record is from RefSeq and is a predicted model, not a curated record. Lineage: Eukaryota; Metazoa; Arthropoda; Insecta; Hemiptera; Aphididae. The transcript has 5 exons. Bases 934 to 2079 code for a protein of 381 amino acids. Gene Ontology annotation, molecular function: zinc ion transmembrane transporter activity. Gene Ontology annotation, cellular component: plasma membrane.
CUAUCUAUAGUUAUGACCAGAGCUUACGUGUUUAGCCAUCACUGGUCACACAGUGACCUACCUAUAAUUUUCAGUGAGAUGUAACUGUAGUCAGUCAUACAGAAAAAAAAUGUAUUAAUCAACAUUGGGAAAGAAAUUGUUUUAUUUCAUUUAAGAGCAGCAUUUCUGUUUUGAAAUAGGCCAUCAUUACAGCAAAAGAUGAUUUCACAUAAACAGGUGGACUGUACCUAAUAAUUUGAUUGCCAUUUUACGUUUGUUAAAAGAUAGGAAUCCAUCAGUUUUUCGAGUCACUCGUGAUCAAUUGCAAUGCGCAAAACAGUGGAAAAUAGACGAACAAUAUUGUUGAAUAAUAAUAUGGUAUCGUACUAUGGUCCAGUUGUCGAGUAGCUAAACGAAAACAGCGUAAAACGGGUGCGCUCACUGCAGGAGCAGGACUCAGGACAGUGUUUCCCGAGAGGAUUUAACUGUCCAUAUCGAGAAUAGUAUAAGGAGUGUUGGUUGCAGAGCUGUGAGCGCGCCGCCGCCGGUACAACUACAGUUGUUGUGUAUCGGACUGAACACCGAUAAUAAUAUAAUAUCGUCGAGUGCGACAACGUGCCGGUACGCGGACGCGAUUAGAUCUGUCGGGCGCGCGCGGUCGCCUUAUCUCGCGUCCACUAUAGUGUCUGCGAGUGUGCGUGUGUGCGCGGCGCGAUAUACCCACACUAGCACAAAUAGACCCACACACGCGCAGGCAGUGUCUGUUCGGCGGCGCGCGUUCAACGUCUGUCGUGUGGUUGCACAGCAGGCUAGCUGUAGCGAACGGGUUGUGGUCGCGGUGGUGCCGGGCCGUGUCUGAGGAAUACAAGACAACAACGACGACAAGUGACAACGACAAUACACGUAUACGAUAUUUACAUAAUAUAGACGUGUAGUGUUGUGACGGUGCUCUCGAUGGCGGCGAAGAUGGCGGAGAUGCCUACGCCGGAGCACGAAAACGCUUCGUCCGCGGUGCUGGCGAAAAUAUUGGCUAUGACGUUCCUGGGCGUGUCGUCGUUCGUGGUCGGCAGUACGCCCGUCUGCGUGUUCGAGCGGCUGGGUAUCCGACGGCGAGCCCGAGGCGCCGCGAACACCGCACUUCGGUUGAUACUCAACUUUGGCGGCGGCGUGCUGCUGUGCACCACAUUCUUGCACCUAUUGCCCGAGGUCCGGGAGGGAGUCGAACGGCUGACCGCCAAGGGGACGCUCGACCCGAAAUCGCCUUUGGCCGGCCUGCUCGCUGAGCUCAUCAUGUGCGCUGGUUUCUUCUUCAUGUACUCGAUCGAGGAGCUGGUGCACGGGUUCGCGGGCGGCGACUGUCACGGGCACCACAGCCACAGCGGCAGCGGCCACAGCACCGCGGACCGCGGCGGCCGUGACGAUUGCGGUACGGUGCCGCAACAGCGCCGGAACGAUUCAGUAACCGCGGCCGGUCAUCCGAACGCCGCCGGGUAUGACAAGGUGGACGCGGCCGGGCGGGUGGCCAACUACAACUCUUGCAUGUCCACGGUCGAGCUGGCGGCGGCCGUCAAGAAACCUGGGCCGAUCGUCAAAAAACCGGUGCCGGUCGAAGAGUCGUCAUCGUCAUCCGAGUCGGUCCUCCGCGGUUUCUUGGUCGUUGGCGCACUUAGCAUACACGAACUGUUCGAGGGCCUGGCAGUCGGCCUGGAGGAAAAUCCAAAGCAGGUUUGGUCACUUACUGUGGCCGUUACAUGCCACAAGCUGGUGAUUGCAUUUUACGUCGGAUUACAGAUGCUUUCAGACAGGACGAAGCCAUUGCUAGCGCACUGUUCAAUAUUGCUUUUUGCUGUCACGUCUCCGAUGGGUAUUGGCGUGGGCACUCUAGUCAGCAAUCUCGAAGAAACAAACUCUGUGGUCCUGUUUUCAGUCAUUCUACAAGGAUUAGCUACAGGCACGUUAAUGUAUGUGGUUUUCUUUGAAGUGCUCAAACCGUCUGUUGGAAGUUUACCAAUUAAACAAAGAAUAUUACGACUAAUAUUUAUUGCUAUUGGUUUUGUAUCGAUGCUUUCCAUUCAACUGCUUAUAUCAGAAUCCGAAUAAUAUUUUCUUAGCUAAUUUACAUAGACUUGAACGAAUAUAUCUAAUUAUGUUGGAUAGUUGUGUACUUGUGUAUGAUUAUGUGUCCAUUUGUCCAUUUACCUACCUACCUAUACGAUUACCAAUUGGACGUAUGAUAUGUAUUUAUAUAUGUUAUGAUAUUAUAAAUAUGAUAAUAAUUUAUUAAUAUAUUAUAUUAUACAUCAUGAAGAAUAGUGAAAUGUACCUAAAAACUUAUAGCUAAAAAAUAGGUGGCCAUACUGAAAUAAUAAGUCUUAGUAUUACAAUUUACAGAAUAAAAAUAUACCUAUAUAACACAAUCAUUUACAGUCUUAAAAGAUUACUCUACAGUAGAACGAUUGAAACUUGAAACAAUCAUUGACUAUUUAAUAGGUAUUAAAAUGGUAUUGCUAAUUUUAUGAAAAGUAUAUCUCAUCACUUGGGCGUAUAUAAUUACAAUAAAACAGUAAAAAUGUAUCAGUUCCGCUUCAUCUGAUUGGUUCACAUUUAUAUUCUAUACGAGGUUUUUCAGUGGGCCCAGUUUUCAUUGCGUAUGAAAUUCAAAUGAAAUAAUAAAAGUACGUCAUUCGUAUAAAUAUUUAAUUUGUACGAGAUUUUUUAGUUAUAUUAUUCUAUUUAUUGGACUCUUUGCAUCGGUCAGCGUACCUAAGUAAUAGAACUCAUAAACCCUCUUCUUAAGAAGGACUGUUUUAUCUCUUAGUGGCUAAGUAGAUAGCAUAUUAAACGCAAUUCGACAAAUACAAAAAAUAUCAAAGUUAAUAAUUACUAAAA